Molecule: messenger RNA, 1861 nt
Organism: Octodon degus (degu)
Lineage: Eukaryota; Metazoa; Chordata; Mammalia; Rodentia; Octodontidae
Gene: Glra4
Product: glycine receptor alpha 4
Exons: 9
Coding region: 433-1806 (457 amino acids)
Biological process (GO): chemical synaptic transmission; regulation of membrane potential; nervous system process
Cellular component (GO): neuron projection; synapse; plasma membrane
Molecular function (GO): glycine binding; chloride channel activity; transmitter-gated monoatomic ion channel activity
Source: RefSeq, a predicted model, not a curated record
GUGCCUUUAAAUUGCUGCUUUAGGAGGGUGAAUCUAGGGGGAGGUGGGAGGGAAGGAAACAUCUUCCUACUGGUCUCCCUCCUCCCUCCCUCCAAGACUCUCCAGGGUUUGGAGAGUGAUUGCUGCCCAAAGAGAAUCUUUUCUAGCUCCCUGGCGACAGGCCCUCCGCAGCCCAAGGCGAGCCUUAGCUAGAGCCGCUAGGGUUAUCUGUGUCAGGAUCAUUACCAGGGGAACAGUUCUGGCCCCCGACUGGUAAAGACAGGCCAGAGGAGAAGAGACAGAAGAAGAGAGAGCACGCAACUCCUAGCCCAGCCCCUUUGCUCACUGUGAGCAGCCCAAGUUGGCGGAAGGUACUGUACUUUUGUCGUCCCUGCAGGGAUAGCCCCUCACCUUGGCCGCCAGGCUGAGAAAGGGCACCAAGGUCCCCGUGGAAUGACAGCUUUUGCUCCUGCAACCCUCUCCUUCCUUCUCCUCUGGACCCUGCCAGGGCAGAUCCUCCUCAGGGUGGCCUUGGCAAAAGAGGAUGUCAAAUCUGGGACCAAGGGUUCCCAGCCCAUGUCCCCCUCUGAUUUCCUAGACAAGCUUAUGGGGAGAACAUCUGGAUAUGAUGCCAGGAUUCGGCCCAAUUUUAAAGGACCACCAGUGAACGUGACCUGCAACAUCUUCAUCAACAGUUUUGGCUCCGUUACUGAGACCACCAUGGACUAUCGGGUAAAUGUCUUCUUGAGGCAACAGUGGAAUGACCCACGCUUGGCCUACCAAGAAUAUCCUGAUGACUCCCUGGACCUUGAUCCCUCCAUGCUGGACUCUAUCUGGAAGCCAGACUUGUUCUUUGCUAAUGAGAAAGGGGCCAACUUCCAUGAGGUGACCACAGACAACAAGUUGCUGCGCAUCUUCAAGAAUGGGAAUGUGCUCUACAGCAUCAGAUUGACUCUCAUUUUGUCCUGCCCAAUGGACCUCAAGAACUUCCCCAUGGACAUCCAGACCUGCACAAUGCAGCUGGAAAGCUUUGGCUACACCAUGAAUGACCUCGUAUUUGAGUGGCUGGAAGACGCUCCGGCCGUCCAAGUAGCUGAGGGGCUGACUCUGCCCCAGUUCAUCUUGCGGGAUGAAAAGGAUCUAGGCUAUUGUACCAAGAACUACAACACGGGGAAAUUCACCUGCAUCGAGGUAAAGUUUCAUCUCGAACGGCAGAUGGGCUACUAUCUGAUUCAGAUGUACAUCCCUAGCCUACUCAUCGUCAUCCUGUCCUGGGUCUCCUUCUGGAUCAACAUGGAUGCUGCCCCUGCCCGUGUAGGCCUUGGCAUCACCACCGUGCUCACCAUGACAACCCAGAGUUCUGGCUCCCGGGCCUCUUUGCCUAAGGUGUCCUACGUGAAGGCAAUUGACAUCUGGAUGGCUGUGUGUCUGCUGUUCGUGUUCGCUGCCCUGCUGGAGUAUGCUGCUGUCAAUUUUGUCUCUCGUCAGCAUAAGGAAUUCAUGAGACUUCGAAGAAGGCAGAGGUGCCAACGCAUAGAGGAAGACAUUAUUCGAGAAAGCCGUUUCUACUUCCGUGGCUAUGGCCUGGGCCAUUGCUUACAGGGAAGGGAUGGAGGUCCAAUGAAAGACUCUAGUAUUUAUAGUCCCCAGCCUCCAGCUCCUCUCCUAAAAGAGGGAGAAACCAUGAGGAAACUCUACGUGGACCGAGCUAAGAGAAUUGACACCAUCUCCCGGGCUGUCUUCCCAUUUACUUUUCUCAUCUUUAAUAUCUUCUACUGGGUUGUCUAUAAAGUGCUACGGUCAGAAGAUAUCCACCAGUCCCUGUGAAUUGGGUGGGAGCUACAGAGUCCAGCUGCUGGCUUUCUGCUUUCUCCUGGGUGGG